Messenger RNA from Saccostrea echinata, 2302 nucleotides. RefSeq lists its product as uncharacterized. The record is from RefSeq and is a predicted model, not a curated record. Bases 12 to 2258 code for a protein of 748 amino acids. The transcript has 15 exons. Lineage: Eukaryota; Metazoa; Mollusca; Bivalvia; Ostreida; Ostreidae.
AAUAUGUCAAGAUGUACGGUAAAGAUAAUAUUUCCACACCUGUCAUUGUUUUGGCCGAGUGUCCCCCCUUAGAAGAAUUGAUUGCAAUUACCGUAUGCAUAACAAGAAACACCCAUAUUUUAUCAAAUCUUCAACCUCACAUUAUCCGAUGCAGAGAGCUAAUAUUUACAGAGCCAGAAAUUAUUGCAACACCUUCAUUUAAUUCGGACGAUACAUUUCACGUUGUACUGAAGAGGACGUUAUUUAACAAUGGGAAGUUACAAGCCAGAUUUUCCAAAAUCGGUUUACAGUGUAGUGACCCCCAGACUGUGACCCCAGCACUGUUCCAGUCCUGUAUACACUACACCCUACUGGCUAGAAUCGCCCCAUCCUGGAACAAAGCUGGGCAGUGGCUCAUUCAGGGUCGAGAUUUUCUAUCGCACCAAGGAUAUGAUAAUGCCGUCAAAAUGGACCUUGUGGUCACUUUUGGUCAGCUGCAUCUGUCCCUCGUAGCGUCCACUGUCAGGUUUCCCGCCCUACAGCUGUCUGACAUUGAAGUUCUUCCUCAAAGCCUAAAAAGGUUUACGGAAGAUCGUGACUUUAUUUCUGGAGAUUCUAUUGGUUCUACGUGGUGCCACGUGUUACCGAGUAUGAAAAAGGGACAGAUAGUCGGCAUUGGUCGACAGCUGCCGGCAGACGGUCCAUUCAAAUCAUACAAAGAAAUCAAAAGCCACUGGAAAAAUUCAUAUGGAUAUCGACUUCCUGAAAAUGAGGAGGGCAUUAUCUACUAUCAGAUCCAUUUCAGACCACUGGGGGACCGGGUGUUUACUUACCCUGAUAUAUGUCUGAGGGCUCGGGACAUCCACUGUCUCCCCCGGGUAAACCCCAAACCGAUACUAGUGACCUUCCUACAGGACCUGAAAACAAAGAUGUCCACGGUGUGUGGCUACCGAUUACAGUUUCAGUCCAAGGCGAGCUAUCUUACUAUGGACAUCUAUUCUGUUAAUAAGCAAGAGAAGACGGAUAGCAGUAAUCUGGGACAGAAAUGCAAGACUCCUGGAAAACUUAUCUACAGGAACUUCCCACUUCCUUCCCAGAAUUCAUCUCAAAGUAGAGCACCUGUACCCUCCGCCAGAUCAUCAGAUAAAUUGUCGGGCGACGCACACACUAAAACAGACAAUGUAACAAAAAGAAACACUGAAACCUUAGAAAGAGGCUGCUUCUUUGGAAGUGCUCAAGAUCCAUUCAGAAAAACGCAAGGAACUCAAGGUAAAACUGCUCUUGGUCCAGAUACGAGUGAAAUCCCAAAAGUUUUCAAUUCAGAGCAGACACAUUUGGCAUCUCAGAACACUCAUGACGGACAAGUGAUGCCCUCUAUUCAAACAGCAAACUCUGAUACAUGUAUUGCCAGUCUGAGAGAAGAACGGAUUAUUCCAAGGUUCUCCGUCAAGAAACCCAGUAAUGUUGUGACAAAGACCAUCUCAAGUUUAGAUUCACAACCACCCAGAAUUGUUCCAGUAUUCAAAGGGAAGGUAGCCAGUGGACAAACAAAAGGGAGUGAUAAAAAGGUACAGAAAGACCCAAGUACUGGAAAAAGGACACAACCAAUUGUAUCAAAAAGCGCUUCUAUACCAAGAUCAACUGUUGCCUCCAAAAUCUCCGAUAUGAUGAUGGCAUCCACUGGCCAGGUUGCAAGUCAACAACUCAACAAAAACAUCAAGCAUCCACUCACACCAACUUUGCUGAGACGAGAAAAUUGUACAAACUCAUCACAUCCUCUUCCAUCUACACCAUCUAGACCAGUACCAGUUUUAACACCCUCUCUGUCUCAAGGAGUUAGUCAAAGAACCCCCUCUCAAAUCAUCUCCACUAAAGUUUGCCGGAGUACAUGUACACCAAACACAAAUCCAGAAGUGUCGUCAACUUUACUGAAGUUUGAAAGUGGACGAAGUCAGAGAUCCACUCCCAUAUCUCAGACAGGGGACAUUAAUGACCAGGAUUCAGAUGACGAUUUCAUGAAGUCAACAUCUGUUUGUAUUAAAAAGAGAUCAAUAAAUGAGCAACCAGACAUUGUAUCCAAGAAGCCCAGAUCUAAGACAACGAUACAGAAUGUGGACGUAGAGGCCCUGGCUAGAGACGGACAGUUAAAUAAAGUGAACAGUGUGACAAUGAUGUCGUGGCUGAAGAACAGGGGUGUCCAAUGUAGAACGAAAGACAAGAAACAAGGGCUAGUGACCAAAGUCCUCUCUGUGCUUAAUGUCCGUGUCAGCGAGCAGUGAUUAUCAAAACAUACAGACUCACUUGGUUCUUUUUUUAUAUUACA